AUGCCAGGAGACCAUGGUCAGGAGACUGUGGGUCGGGAGACCGUGGGCCAGGAGACCAUGGGCCAGGAGAUCGUGGGCCAGGAGACCGUGGGCCGGGAGACUGGGGGUCGGGAGACUGAGGGUUGGAAGGCGGUUGUAGAUACUCCGGGGAUUUUGGACCACCCUUUGGAGGAUCGGAACACCAUUGAGAUGCAGGCCAUCACAGCCCUGGCUCACCUGCGCGCUGCGGUUCUGUACGUGAUGGACCUGUCUGAGCAGUGUGGGCACGGGCUGAAGGAGCAGCUAGAGCUCUUCCAGAACAUCAAACCUCUCUUUAUCAACAAGCCUCUUAUAGUUGUAGCAAACAAAUGCGAUGUGAAGAGGAUAGCUGAACUUUCUGAGGAAGAUCAGAAAAUAUUUGCAGAUUUGCAGGCUGCAGGAUUUCCUGUGGUUGAGACUAGCACCCUGACGGAGGAAGGGGUUAUUCAAGUGAAAACAGAGGCUUGUGACAGGCUUCUGGCUCAUCGAGUUGAAACCAAAAUGAAAGGAAAUAAAGUGAACGAGGUGCUCAACAGGCUGCAUCUGGCCGUGCCGAACAAGAGAGACGACAAGGAGAGGCCCCCUUUCAUCCCCGAGGGAGUGGUGGCACGCAGGAAGAGAAUGGACAUUGGGGAGCCCAGGAGGAAACGGGAACGAGACCUUGAAGUGGAGCUGGGAGACGAUUAUGUUUUGGACCUUCAGAAGUACUGGGAUCUGAUGAACUCCUCUGAGAGAUACGAUAAGAUACCUGAGAUCUGGGAAGGCCAUAACGUAGCUGAUUAUAUUGAUCCCGACAUCCUGCAGAAACUGGAAGAGUUAGAAAAAGAGGAAGAGCUAAGGACAGCAGCAGGGGAGUAUGACAGCGAGUCUGACAGUGAGGACGAAGAGAUGGGGGAGAUCCGCCAGCUGGCGAAGCAAAUUCGGGAAAAAAAGAAACUGAAAAUUCUGCAGUCCAAGGAGAAGAACACACAGGGCCCCAGGAUGCCUCGGACCGCUAAGAAGGUUCAGCGGAAAGUCUUGGAGGAUGAGAUGCGCAGUCUUGGUGUUGACAUGGAUGACAAAAACAACGCCCAUUAUGCAGUCCAGGCCAGAAGGUCCCGGAGCAUUACUAGGAAGAGGAAACGGGAGGACUCUGUCCCACCCACGUCUGUAGCUGGCAGCCGCAGCUGCUCUCGGACUCCGCGGGAUGUCUCUGGCCUUCGGGACGUCAAGAUGGUGAAGAAAGCCAAGACUAUGAUGAAGAACGCUCAGAGGAAGAUGAACCGCCUGGGGAAGAAAGGAGAAGCAGACAGACACGUGUUUGAUAUGAAGCCCAAGCACUUGCUGUCCGGAAAGAGGAAAGCCGGGAAAAAGGACAGGCGGUAGUGGCUGGGCGGGGUGGUGCCUGGCCUCAUCUGGUGGAGGGGGUCCCAGGAUCGGGGCACCGCCUGUAAACCGCAGACAGCGAGGACACCUGAAGCUCUGGCUGCUUGCUCUCGGGCGGGGGGCGCGGGUGCGGGAAGGUGUCAGCGCUGCCCCACGGCACGGGUCUUCCGAGUGGACGGCGGGUUCUGCAUUUAGGGAGUUCUGGUCGCUUCAGAUCUGCAGAACCGGAAAGGUGCACAUCAUGUGUGUUUUGAUGGAGAAAAAUCUUUCCGCAAGAGGGAACUUUGGUUCGUGUGUGUCUGGUCUUUUUUUGCGAAGAAAACCGCUCUGCUGUGGACACGGGCAGAAGGCUGCCAGCCGUGCCUACUGAGAGCCGCGCCAGCUAGUCUUUCUCUACAAUGUGUGUACCCUUGUAGCCUGUCUCCAGCUAGUUCAUCCAGGAUGAACCUCUGAAAGAAAGUGGUUUUGGUUGAUUUAGGGUUUUUUUUUUUUGUUUAGUUACAAAUCACUGUAGUUUGGCCAAAUGAAAAGGGAAAAUAAACUAACUCCUGUUUUGAAAACAAA
Leptonychotes weddellii (Weddell seal) is the source of this 1947-nucleotide messenger RNA. NCBI's taxonomy places the organism in Eukaryota, Metazoa, Chordata, Mammalia, Carnivora, Phocidae. The record is from RefSeq and is a predicted model, not a curated record.